This is a messenger RNA of Neofelis nebulosa (Clouded leopard), 3625 nucleotides long. It is a transcript of the gene TIRAP, whose product is annotated as TIR domain containing adaptor protein. Lineage: Eukaryota; Metazoa; Chordata; Mammalia; Carnivora; Felidae. Gene Ontology annotation, biological process: signal transduction. The record is from RefSeq and is a predicted model, not a curated record. The transcript is spliced from 4 exons. The coding region runs from base 781 to 1509 and encodes 242 amino acids.
ACUCGGCCAACGUCUUGCUCACCACAUUUGUGCGGCAGCUCUAUCACCCUGCAGAGCAGCGCUCCUCGCGCCCUUUCAGGAAUCGCAGUGGGGCGCAGCGCAGGGGCCGGCAUCGGCUUCCCGCCCCGGCUUCGGUGUCCAGGGCGGCCCCCUUCGGCAUCCGAGAGCCACGUUCCCAACCUACCGUGCGGCCUCUGGACAAGUUCAAGCUCCGCUUUUCUUAACUGUAGAAAAGGAAAAAAAAGGUAUGAGGUCUUGCCUUGCAGGGUGUCAAGAGGUCGAAAUGCGUGGAACACGGGUUUCUUUUCUUUCUCCCCGACGCGGGACAGUGUCGCGUUGGGUUUCCGGGGGACGCGGGAGGACAGCCUCUUCUCCGGGUUUCCGCCCGGUUGCGGGCUCCGGAGCUCCCAGGGCCCCGCCGGCGGGCAGCAGGGAGACGCGGCUCCCGGGCCGGGUGACGCGGCGGCGGGAGCUCCUCGCAGAGUCAGGGCGCGGGCCGGGGAGGAGGAGGGGCCGCGGGCCGGGCCUCCUCGCCGCUUCCGGCGGAGCCGGGGGAACCGGGCGGGCGGCCGGCGGCCAGGGGCCUGCGCGCCGCACUUCCCCUCGCCGGGGGCGGCCGGCACCGCGCGGGAGCCGGAGCCAGCCUCUCCGCCAGCACCGCGGCGGGGUCGCCGCCACCCACGCGCUGGAUGGCUGUUCCAUAAGAUCAAGACUGAGUCCCCUCCCUUCUCCCACUUUACCAAUGCCUGGUCUCAUGGGGUUAGUUUUGAGCCCAACACUAUGGCAUCAUCAACCUCCUCAGCUCCUCGCUCCCGGUCCAGGAAGCCUCUGGGCAAGAUGGCUGACUGGUUCAGGCAGGCCCUGUCGAAGAAGCCCAAGAAGAUACUGGAAUCCUCAGACGGCCCCUCCAGUGACGUCUCCCAGCCAAGCUCUCAGGACCACCCCCCACGCCUGGACCUCAGCUCAACCUCGUCUCCAACACACGUGGUCGCCGGCAGCAGCGGCAGCAGCGGCCGCUGGAGCAAGGACUACGAUGUCUGUGUGUGCCACAGCGAGGAGGACCUGGCAGCCGCCCAGGAGCUGGUCUCCUACCUGGAAGGCAGCACCGCCAGCCUGCGCUGCUUCCUGCAGCUGCGGGAUGCAACCCCAGGCGGCGCCAUCGUGUCCGAGCUGUGCCAGGCACUGAGCAACAGUCACUGCCGCGUGCUGCUCAUCACCCCAGGCUUCCUGCAGGACCCGUGGUGCAAGUACCAGAUGCUGCAGGCCCUGAGUGAGGCUCCCGGGGCGGAGGGCCGCACCAUCCCCCUGAUGUCAGGCCUCGCCAGAGCCGCCUACCCCGCUGAGCUCCGGUUCAUGUACUUCGUGGACGGCCGGGGCCCCGACGGUGGCUUUCGCCAAGUCAAGGAAGCUGUCAUGCGUUGUAAGCUAUUAGGGAUCUGCAGACCAUCAGCUGACACUUCUAUCACCACGGGACCCAGAAAGUUGGAGCAAAGCCGGAAAUCGAGUUAGAGAGCCCAGGGUCUCACAGGGUCUUGCAUUCUGGCAGCUGUGACGAGGUGUAAGGAACCAGUCUGUAGCACUUUGUAUGUGAUCCUGGGCUCAGAUUGCCCAUCAGGCACCCAUUGCCGGGGACUCCCCCACGAAGGCCAUGGGGAAGCUGGGGACUCCCCUCGAGGAAGGCAUGAGGAAACUGGGGACUCCCCAGGAAGGCCAUGGGGAAGCCAGAAAUUGUAGGUGGUGGGAGGUGCUGAUACCACGAUGAUCACCAGUGUUUUGCCUCCGGCCCAACUGGACACAUGAAGCCCCGGCACAUGCCUACAUCUUCCCCUGGAAAGGUCACUUACCUGAUUCAUGGGCUAGAAAGCCUACACCGCAUGCUUCAGAGGGGAUGGUGUCCCCGGUUGCCUGGCAUCAGGAGAAAGCGACAGGUACCGAUCCUUCACACUCACACUACUGCCCUUCUCUUUCCCAGGGACAUUGUUCACUUCAGAAAUCUACACGAAAGAUGCAUUCAGCGCUGUUCUGAAUUUUUAUUGCACGUGUCAUUAAGACACAUCUAGAAACCAUUCUGAAUAGACAGGAGAUGGCAGGGAGCAGCAGGGGUGGAGGCAAGGAGAAGCUCAGACCCUGCACCUGGGUCAGAAGCCCACCCACCGAUGCUCUGACUCAUGGGGGCUUCAUCAAACGUCUGACUAGAACCCAAGCUUCUACAAGCUUCUUUACAUCUGCACUGAGAGAGAUGAGCUGUCUUCUUCUGGCAGAUGACUGUGGGCCUUGUAGGACAAGGUUUCAUUCACCUGUUCUCAAUAAGUCUGUUGUUGAACCGAAAUGAAUUUCGAAUACAUUCCCCUGAUGUGUACUUUUGUGCCACUUCUCUCACUUCUCCCUACCACGUCCCCUCCUUUUACUGGAAAAAUUCAUGUGUAUAUAUAUAUAUAUAUAUAUAUAUAUAUAUAUAUAUAUAUACACACACAUAUAUAUAUAUACACACACACACACACAUAUAUAUACGCAUAUAUAUAUAUGUGAGAUAUAAUUAAUAUAUUAACAUUAGUUUCAGGUAUAAAACAUGAUUUGACAUUUGUAUAUAUUGUGAAAACAUUUUCUAUUUUCAUUAUGCAUUAUUUUAUUACAUACAAAAAGACUAAAGAAUAUAAUGUACACUCCUGUAUAUUCCACUCAGCUUAAGAAGCCCAACCUUACAAUCCCUAUGGUACUCCCUUUGUGCUUUUAAUUACAUUCUCCUCCCUUUUCCCAUCAGAAGCAAUCACCCUUCUGAAUUUUGAAUUCAUCAUUGUUAGCUUUUCACGUAUACAUCCCUGAGAACAUAUUUACUUUUACAUGGUUUUGUACUGUAUUUAGUGGUAUUAUAAUGUUCGUAUUCUACAAAUUCUUUUUUUUUUAACCAUGUUAAGAUUUAUCCAUGUGGAUGCAUGUAACUAACACCAGGAACUUCACUAUGGUUCUAUUAUGUAAACAUACCACCACGAUUUAGUCACACGUUCCUUUACAAACAGACAUUUGGUUGUUUGCCAUUUGUUGCUAGUAAAAACAAUGAGUUUAUGAACAUUUUUGUGCGUGUUUCCAUGAACAAGAUUUUCUAGGACUUAGCCUAGAUGGGGAACAGCUGGGUAGUAAAUACACAUCUUCAGUUUCGGUAGAAAAUGCCAAAUUUUCUUCCAAAUUGGUUGUGUCAGUGUAUGUUCCCACCAUUAGUGUGUGAGAUUUCCCACUUUUUCAUGUUCUUACUAACACUUAGAAUUAUUGGAUUGGAAAAUGUUUGUUGACCUGGUGGGUGAAAACUGGUAUCCUAUUCUUUUCUUCUUUUUAAACUGUUUUGGUGUGUGUGUGUGAGAAAUUCUUUGUAUGUCAUAAACCGAAGAGAAAAAUUUGACCAAUACCCAUAUACCCAUCACCUGGCUUCAACAAUUACCAACUCAGAGCUAAGCUGAUAUCAACAAUCACCCCACUCAUUCCCUCCCCACCAGGUCCUUUUGAAGCAAAUCCCAGGCAUUAUUUUAUUUCUACAUGUUAAACUAUGUCUCUUUUUAGAAGUUUUCCAAAAAAGUGUAUCUUUUAAAGAACAGAAUGCUUUAUUUUUUAAUAUAAAACCUUUUACCUAUUA